Molecule: messenger RNA, 1179 nt
Organism: Gamsiella multidivaricata
Lineage: Eukaryota; Fungi; Mortierellomycota; Mortierellomycetes; Mortierellales; Mortierellaceae
Exons: 1
Coding region: 166-1017 (283 amino acids)
Source: RefSeq, a predicted model, not a curated record
CCCCCCCCCCCCACCUCCACCUUCUCUCAUCUUCACCCACCUCUUCUCUCUCGUCCUUUCUUUCUUUCUUUCUUUCUUCCUUCGCUUCCAUCUUCUACCCAGUUCAGCACACAUCCCAAGCAGCGCACCUUCACUUGUGCCAGCCAGAGAAGCACACCCUAAAAAAUGCUCACUACCAACCGACCGUUUCCAAAGUCCACGACAUUCGUGGCCCUCUUCCUCCUCAGUCUCGCCGUGCUCUCAUCAUCCUCACAAAACCCGGACUUUUAUCCCUCAUCCGGCGCCUUGGUCGACGCUCGACCCAUCGGUCUCACAAAGCGAUUCCCACAAACGGGCGGGAACGAGCUCGAGGGACGGCUGCGUCGUGCACCCCACACACCUUACUCGGGUACGACCCAACCAUCGCUAGACAAAGGGCUGCAGACCAGUGAUGGCGGCGAUGGCGGCGAUGACGAUGCUAGCCAUGACUUAGAGCCGGUACAGGACACGGACGACGAGGAUUUCGGAGACGAGGAGGAGGACCGGGACUCGGACGAUGUCGAGCCCAUUGUGAUCGAACCCCUCUACCGCGCCCAGGAUCUAUUUGACGAGGACGAGGACCGCGACGAGGGAAUCUUCGCUGAGGGUGUUGCUACCGCUCCUGGUGAAGGCAUCAUGGAAGAAGAAGACCAAGACAGCGACAGUGAUGAUGAUGGUUACGGACACGGUAGUCUCUGGCACGGAUUUGGGCAGACCUCUCGGUUGGGACCCGGUUCUGCACACAACGCAGCUUCCGAGGAUGGUCCUAGAGAGCGAUGGACUGCCCUGGAUGACUGGCUGGAGGAGGAGGAGGAGGAGGAGGAGGAGGAGGAGGAGGAGAGGGACGUCAAUGGACUAGACGACAUAAUGGACUGGGUGGAGGACCUAGAGCAUGUGCGGACCCGAAACUCGCUUAGAAACGGUGGACUGCGAGAGCAAGGAACGAGCAAUGGCGCGAAUCCGUUCCGGCGCCUCUUCCCGGCGUCCUGGAGAGCCUAAGAGGGAUCGGCGUUCCUUUUUUUUUUCCAGUGCAUUUUCUUAAUCCCCUCGCGUCUCUCAGAGUCCUGUUCUCAAUGCGCCUUUGCCAUGCACAUCCGGAAACGAAGCCUUCUCAGAGGAGCAUACUGUACAUAUUCUAAUAAAAUACUAAUAUACCAAAGU